Messenger RNA from Xylaria bambusicola, 1554 nucleotides. RefSeq lists its product as uncharacterized. Bases 498 to 1343 code for a protein of 281 amino acids. The transcript is spliced from 3 exons. Lineage: Eukaryota; Fungi; Ascomycota; Sordariomycetes; Xylariales; Xylariaceae. Gene Ontology annotation, molecular function: peptidase activity. The record is from RefSeq and is a predicted model, not a curated record.
GUCAUUUUCUUCACUAAUUAAAAUCGGGACAGAUCUUAGUGAGUGACCGCGAGAGUUGGCGGUGACUUUGGUUGGUAAUAGCCUGUCUCGUUAGGUGCUUGACUCGAUUCUGAAUAAGAACGACAUGUCUUCGAUAGAACCGAUUUAAUGAUAUGAUGGGAAUUACUAUUUUAUAAGAAAGGUAUUAAAAUAAGCCCCAUAGAUCUCAACAAUCUCUCACACUAGUUCAGUAAGCACCUUAAAAGGAAACUUGAUGCCGAAUUAACCGAGCAAGUGAAGGGGGACAGCUUCUCAGCUGAAGCACAGAGGCUUGGAUACCUGCCAAGGAGACACCGCAUACAACGUUGUGGCUCAUGGCUACAUAGUACGUGCAAGUGCCGAAAGGAGGCAUAGCUAGUCUGCAAUUCACCGCACUAAUGUAGCUUCGACUGGAAAUUACUUAUACCCGCCGGAUCCCGUUCGCCGGUGACGUCUGAUUCUCGGCGGCAGCUCUGGAGAUGGCACGGGAGACGCUUGCGAAGCUUGCAAAGGCUGGAAACGCAGCACAAGAGUAUAUAUCUAAGAAAUGGGUAGAGUUUGAAAGAUCUAAGAGUGACAAACUAAGGGCAGAGGAAGAUGCGCAGAGGUUGGAAGCAAUACGGCAGAGAAACAAAUAUCUCGAUCUCUUCAAUGCUAAGCUCACGGGGCCUUCGGCAGAUUUCAUGCCACCAAUAAGGUACGAUGCAGAUACGCGACAACGCGCAGUAGUUUUGGCGACGGUGCCCAUCGUAUAUGGCCAUUUCGAUUUAUCAAAGCGCUCGUACCAGUGGUUGGCCAAGCACGUGGGCAUGAGCUUGAAUAGCGUCAGUCACUGGGCUAUAUGCGUCGUGGACCGGGGUUUCGGCCCAUGCUGGUGCUACGAUUUGAUGAGCGAUCAGCUCUCUCUCAACAUGUUAGGGAAGAGCUAUCUCCGCGUCUAUGAGGCGACAGACGAGCUAGUCGCGAGCUGGACUUCGGCAUAUUAUGUUGGAGAGACAACUAAAACCCACGAGCAAAUCCAAGAAUUAGGGACCAACCACCUCACCGCACACCCGAAAUACAACUUGCUGUCGAGCAACUGUCAGCAUCUCGUCGAGGUUCUAGUCAAAGAGUUGUGCGACGGGAAGACAAUCAGUCAAACCAAGCUGGAAGAAGAACUCAGCUUGGCGUCACCACGAGUUGCUCGAGACCUCCUGGUUGCUAGGUUGAGAUCUAAGCUUGAUGCGAAAGAACAGAAAGAACAACCUGAGAGCCUCGAAGACGAAGUUAAUACUAUCAAAGCACUAGAGAGAACAAUGACGGAAAGAGAAAGUCGUCGUCGUUAAUCAUACUCAGGCCAAUGAUGUAGCUGGACAUCUCAUCUGGACAUAAUUACCCCUCUCUAGACCCCUUAGAGUAGACUAUAAGGAUCUAAUACCUUUUUUUUCAAUCUAUCAUGGGGGGCUUUCAUCAACAUGGCUGCGAUGUAUGUAUGGUAUCCGCUCAGCGCGAUGGCUAUUCUCGCAUAACGGGCCAUAUACUAUAUGAAACGCUCAC